AUGCACGGCGUUACACUGGAUAACGCGACAUUCGAUCCGGAAACACAUGGAGACGACAUCGACGUCACGGCAAGAAACGAGGACGGCAAGACACCCCUGAUGCACGCGAUUGAUUAUGAAGACGAAGAGAUGGUGAAGAUGUUACUUGCUCGAGACGAUCUCGACGUAAACGUAAGGGACAGGCACGGGCGCACUGCGUUACAUCGUGCUAUUAUGUAUGGAGUGGUCUCGAUUUUGGUGGAACUAUUGCUUGGACGGAAUGAUAUUAACACGGAGAUCAGAGAAGGGGGUGGUCGGACGCCGAUGGAUCAGGCCAUUGAGGACAACAAUCAGUCGGCUAUUGAGGUAUUGAAGGAUCGGCGCGGUAACCAUAAUCUUGAGCAGUAG
Cladophialophora bantiana CBS 173.52 is the source of this 387-nucleotide messenger RNA. RefSeq lists its product as uncharacterized. Gene Ontology annotation, molecular function: protein binding. The record is from RefSeq and is a predicted model, not a curated record. The coding region runs from base 1 to 387 and encodes 128 amino acids. The transcript has a single exon. NCBI's taxonomy places the organism in Eukaryota, Fungi, Ascomycota, Eurotiomycetes, Chaetothyriales, Herpotrichiellaceae.